GCACAUGUGGUGACGUAAAUGCGUUCGCUUGUGUAAUUUUUUUUUAUAAAACACUAAGCAGAAACAUUCAUACUUCGGUGAAGGGGCUGCUUUUUAUCAAGGUUAUCAAGGAAGGAUCCUAAAAUGUUGUCUUCAAUUGUUGCAAAAAGAUUGGUAACAGGAAUGUGCCAGGCAGUUUGGAGACCAACCUUCACAGGGACAGUAUCAUCUCGAGGUUACAAAGGAGAGGCUCCUGAUGACAACAAAGCUGACCUAAUAGAGAUUCCUCUGCCACCCUGGGUGGAGAAAAGAGAUGAGCCCAUUGACAUCAAGAGACGACGGCUCCUUUAUGAGAGUCGCAAGAGGGGGAUGUUGGAGAACUGUAUACUGCUCAGCCUUUUUGCAAAACGGUACCUGAACACAAUGACUGUCAGCCAGUUGCAACAGUAUGACAGAUUGAUUAAUGAACCAAGCAAUGACUGGGACAUCUACUACUGGGCCACAGAAGCCCAGCCGACACCUGAAGUGUACCAAGGGGAAGUUAUGGAAAUGUUGAAAGAAUUCACAAAAAACAAAAACCAUGAACAGAGAUUGGAUGCACCCAGCUUGGAGUAUCUGGAAAAAUAAACCCAGUGAGGUUUUUGAAAGUGCUUAUUUAAACAGAGUUAAACUUAAAAAAAAAAAAAAGAAAAACUGAAGUGUAGUGAAUAAUGCUGGGAAUACAUUAUUUCACUAUUGAUUAGUUUUCAUCAUAUAAUUUAAUAUUAAAUGGGGUACUACACUCUGAUCUGCUUUGUAGAUGAGCAUCAGUAGAAGAUCAAUUGAAGAUGAGAUGAACAUCUGUAAAUGAGACGGAGGAUUCUCCUCAUCGGCAGAAUGAAAUGGAUCUGAAUAUAUGUAUUAUAAGUACGAUUUUUUUAAAAAGUGUAUAUUUAACCUGCUUUUUGUGUCAGAUACCCAUUAAAAAUACAAAAUAUACAUAA
Gambusia affinis (western mosquitofish) is the source of this 962-nucleotide messenger RNA. It is a transcript of the gene sdhaf2, whose product is annotated as succinate dehydrogenase complex assembly factor 2. Bases 124 to 606 code for a protein of 160 amino acids. The transcript is spliced from 4 exons. Gene Ontology annotation, biological process: tricarboxylic acid cycle; mitochondrial electron transport, succinate to ubiquinone; mitochondrial respiratory chain complex II assembly. NCBI's taxonomy places the organism in Eukaryota, Metazoa, Chordata, Actinopteri, Cyprinodontiformes, Poeciliidae. The record is from RefSeq and is a predicted model, not a curated record. Gene Ontology annotation, cellular component: mitochondrion.